UCCCACCAUGGUUCACUCUUUAUAAGUACAAUAAUUGCAGGGUAUGACCCCCCAAGAAAGGGAAAGCGAAGCGGAGAUGGAAGCACUCUUCUCCCAGUUCUCCUUCCUUGCUAACCAAGCCCUCGAGGACGAGAACUUCGAUCCUGCAAGAAUCGAGGAAAUUCUGGAUCUCUUCGAGCAAGAGGCCUAUGCGUCCUGGUCAUCCGUCGAGGCCGAGCACCAGAAGGAGGCCCAAGAUGCGAUGAAUUCGUUGAAGGAAGCCGAGGACUACCUCGAUUCCAUUAUGGAGGCCGCCAUGGCCGAAUUCCGGCAGUCCUACGACGCAGCCGAGAAGUCUUCGAAGGAAGAGCUCUCGAGCCUUGUCCAUUCCGCGGACGCUGCACGGAAGAUGGGGCAGUCCCUUGGGGCCGCAGCGGUUGGCUCCUCCGAGAAGUACUUGGACGCGGCCCUUUCCUCAGCCACGGCCACCAUGAAAUCGGCGUUUGCCACUUCGAAGGUCCACCCUUCUUAGAUGGAUGAUUAAUCAUACCACGCAGCUACUCUUUGCCGUUGUGUUAUGAGUUUGUUAUCACCUUUGGUUUGAGCAGAUGUCCUUUAGGUGCCAAUAAAAGUUAAUUAGACCUGUUAAAUUGUGGUGGUGAUGGUGAAGAGUCUUCCUUUCCACAUGGCUUCUCAGUGUUUGCUACUUUUGCUACCUUGGGAUGUUCGGAUGAGUGAAAGGUUCAGGAUGCCUUGUCUGAAUUAUUGUUUGGUGCAAAGUCAUUUUCUCACCUUCAGUAGAAUUAAGUGCAUGUUUGGGGCUUGCACUCGUCAAAAA
Phoenix dactylifera (date palm) is the source of this 817-nucleotide messenger RNA. RefSeq lists its product as uncharacterized. NCBI's taxonomy places the organism in Eukaryota, Viridiplantae, Streptophyta, Magnoliopsida, Arecales, Arecaceae. The record is from RefSeq and is a predicted model, not a curated record.